This is a messenger RNA of Puccinia triticina, 1074 nucleotides long. RefSeq lists its product as uncharacterized. Gene Ontology annotation, molecular function: ATP binding; protein serine/threonine kinase activity. Gene Ontology annotation, biological process: endocytosis; signal transduction; peptidyl-serine phosphorylation. Lineage: Eukaryota; Fungi; Basidiomycota; Pucciniomycetes; Pucciniales; Pucciniaceae. The coding region runs from base 1 to 1074 and encodes 357 amino acids. The transcript has a single exon. The record is from RefSeq and is a predicted model, not a curated record. Gene Ontology annotation, cellular component: cytoplasm; nucleus.
AUGGACAUCAGUUUCGGCGGUAAAUAUCGAAUCGUCGAGAACAUUGGAUCGGGCUCGUUUGGUGAUAUCUAUCUUGCAGUCGACAUCGACUCCGGUGAGGAGGUCGCCGUGAAAGUCGAGAGCGCCCGUACUAAGCAUCCCACACUCCAGUACGAAGCCCAGAUCUACAAGAAACUGGCCGGCGAGGAUGGCGUCCCCCAUUUGCGAUGGUUUGGCGUCGAGAACGAUUACAAUGCGAUGGUGAUCGACUUGCUCGGGCCUGACUUGGAAGAAUUGUUCAACCGUUGCGGGCGCAAAUUCAGCCUCAAGACUGUCCUACUUCUCGCCGGCCAAUUGAUCACUCUUCUCGAAUCUGUCCACAACAAGUACUACAUCCAUCGGGACAUCAAGCCGGACAACUUUGUGAUGGGCGCGGGCAAACGAGUCAACCAGGUGCACAUCAUCGACUUUGGGCUGGCUAAGAAGUACCGGGACCCCGAGACGCUGUUGCACAUCCCAUACAGAGAAGAAAAGAAAUUUGUCGGAACGGCCCGGUUCGCCUCCACCAACACCCAUCUUGGCGUCGAACAGGGCCGGCGGGAUGACAUGGAGGCACUGGCGCACAUGCUCAUCUACUUCCUCCGAGGUGACUUGCCCUGGCAAGGAUUGCAGGCGCCGAAUAAGCAGCGCAAGUACGAUCUAAUUUUGGGGAAGAAGAUGACCGUAUACAGCGAAAAGCUCUGCCGGAAGCUCCCACGAGAAUUUGCGAUCCUCCUCAACUACUCGCGCUCGAUACGGUUUCAUGAUGCGCCCGACUACGCCUGGCUCCGCGAGCUCUUCCGCGACCUGUCUGUCAGCAAGGGCUUUGCGUAUGACUACGUCUUUGAUUGGUCGGUCCCGACCGGCAAAGCCCAGGCCGAGGGGGCACAGCUUUGCAAGGAAGAAAUGGCCGCCAAAGAGCGAAUCGACCCGCUGGCUCCUCCUGCCCCUGAUCCUGUGGCACCCCUCAACGAUGGCCGCGACGAGAACCUCCCCAGUAAUGCCGAACCUCCCGAAGGACCGCUUCCAACAAAUAAGGAUUCCUCCAACAGAUAA